Molecule: messenger RNA, 1442 nt
Organism: Fundulus heteroclitus (mummichog)
Lineage: Eukaryota; Metazoa; Chordata; Actinopteri; Cyprinodontiformes; Fundulidae
Gene: idh3g
Product: isocitrate dehydrogenase (NAD(+)) 3 non-catalytic subunit gamma
Exons: 13
Coding region: 54-1247 (397 amino acids)
Biological process (GO): tricarboxylic acid cycle; isocitrate metabolic process
Cellular component (GO): mitochondrion
Molecular function (GO): oxidoreductase activity, acting on the CH-OH group of donors, NAD or NADP as acceptor; magnesium ion binding; NAD binding
Source: RefSeq, a predicted model, not a curated record
CCCGCAUUACCCCCGCCCCCCUCAACGCACGCGACUAAUGCCUCACAAUCAAGAUGGCUGCCCACAGUGCUGUGCUCUCGGUAUCUAAAAUCAUAAAUCCUCUCUGGGGUCGACACUUGAAAGGAAAAACGGUUAAAGUAUUUGGGACAACUUUGGCAAUUCACCGGAAUAAAGCAUCUCAUGCUGGAGACAACAUUCCCCUUCCUGCAAAGUAUGGAGGCAGACACACUGUGACCCUCAUUCCUGGGGAUGGAAUCGGUCCUGAGCUUCUGAGUCACGUCAAAGAGGUUUUCAGGUACAGCUGUGUACCUGUGGACUUCGAGGUCGUGCAUGUUAACUCUGCGAUGGAGGCCGAGGAUGAUAUCAAUAAUGCCAUUACUGCUAUCCGCAGAAACGGAGUUGCUCUUAAAGGUAACAUAGAAACCAAACAUACCAUGCCGCCAUCUGUGAAAUCCAGAAAUAACCUCUUACGGACAAGCUUAGAUCUGUAUGCCAACGUGAUGCACUGCCAGUCCCUCCCCGGAGUCCAAACUCGGCACAAGAACAUCGACAUCCUGAUCGUCAGGGAGAACACAGAAGGAGAAUACAGCAGUCUGGAGCAUGAGAGUGCAUCAGGGGUAGUGGAGUGUCUCAAGAUCAUCACCAGGACCAAUUCCCUCAGGAUCGCUGAGUAUGCGUUUCAGCUGGCUCGGGAGAAAGGUCGCCGCAGGGUCACUGCGGUGCAUAAAGCCAACAUCAUGAAGCUUGGCGAUGGCUUGUUUCUCCAGUGCUGCCGGGAAGUGGCCUCUGGAUACCCGGACAUCACUUUUGACAGCAUGAUUGUGGACAACACCACCAUGCAGCUCGUGUCCAAACCCCAGCAGUUUGACGUGAUGGUGAUGCCUAAUCUGUACGGGAACGUCGUUAGCAACGUGUGUGCUGGCCUGGUGGGAGGGCCUGGCCUUGUGCCUGGCGCCAAUUAUGGUCGGGACUACGCCGUGUUUGAAACAGCUACAAGGAACACGGGGAAGAGCAUUGCAGGGAAGAACAUCGCUAACCCCACCGCUAUGCUGCUAGCUAGCUGCAUGAUGCUGGACCACCUCAAGCUUUAUGACCACGCCACCCCGAUAAGGAAUGCAGUCUUCACCACGAUGAAUGAAACCAGGUUGCACACAGCGGAUCUGGGGGGUCAGGGCACCACAUCAGAGGUGGUCCAGUCCAUCAUGAGGGUCAUCCAGAGUAAAGGGCAGCUCACUUCAGAGAUGUAAAACAAUCUCUGUCGACACUGUUUGAAUAACAGUGUCAAAAUAUCAUUGGUGUGACUCUGAGUAGGUUUGUGUAGGAGGACAGAGUCUACAGCAUGAGAAAAGGAUGUCCAAGCAUUUCUGUUCAUAUUACCAACCUGUUACCAACAGAAAUUCCAGUCUCACUCCUGUUGGAAAAUAAAUUUUACUGUACUGACA